This is a messenger RNA of Parasteatoda tepidariorum (common house spider), 1414 nucleotides long. Its product is annotated as mitochondrial mRNA pseudouridine synthase RPUSD3. Lineage: Eukaryota; Metazoa; Arthropoda; Arachnida; Araneae; Theridiidae. Gene Ontology annotation, molecular function: RNA binding; pseudouridine synthase activity. Gene Ontology annotation, biological process: pseudouridine synthesis. The record is from RefSeq and is a predicted model, not a curated record.
AAAUGGGCAGCUGGAUGCGAUUUAAUACAAAAGCUCACGGUUCAAAUAAAUCAAAAUAAACAAAAUUGCAUGUUUGUUAUAGUUUUUGAUUAAUUUUUGGAAGACUUUUAAUGUCUUUUUGUGUAAGAUUUUUCUUAUGGGAAUAUUAUUAGAUUGUUUUAAUAAGUAAAAUAUUGUUUAUAAUAAUAAAAGUUUAUAAUUUAUGAAAAGGAGUAUAACUUUCUAAUGAUUCAAUUAAAAAUUGUAAUUCAAUUACCUGAAAAUAAGUGAAUAAAUUAUAAUUUUUAGUAUAGUAAUAAUUAUUUUUAUGCGAAUCAUCAUAGAAGAGAUAUAAAUGACUUGUUUUAUGACAAAUAAACUUUUUUCUCGGCGAAAUACGCUUCUUAAAUCUGUGUUAAUAAAAUAUGUACAUGGCUUUGCCACCCAAACUUUCAAGAAACGACAUUGUUUUAAAAUUCUCUUUCCUUGGAAAAGUGAAGAAGAAUUUGGAAAUAGUUUAAUUUCGUCGAUUGUAUAUAAAAAAGAUGGAUUGAUAGCUCUUAAUAAACCAUUUGGAGUAAAGAUUCAUAGUCACGAUAAGCCAGGGGCUCGAUCAAAGCCCGGACAGCGCAAAAUAGUACCAACGAUUGCAGAGACUGAUUACACUAUUGAAGAUGCUUUGCCCAUUUUAAAGAGCUAUUUAAAGGCACCUGGUUUAUCCAUUUUAAAAUCAGCCGAAAAGUACACAAGUGGAAUUGUUUUGCUAGGUGAAAAUGAACAAGUAUCUCUUUGUUUAAAAAAAUCAAUUGAAAAAGCCAAACAACAAAAGACUCCUCAUCUCAUUCAUUGGAUGUUGACACAUGGUGUUCCAGUAAUUAAAGAUAGAAAGGAGAGAGUCGCAAUUAAACUCUUAAGUGAAGAUGCAGAUCAGCCUAAGCAACCAAUUAUAGUAUUUCAGUUCAGCAGAAGAAAUGUCAAAAGUCAUAUUCUACAUCCAGUAAAUGUUGAAUACAAAGUUUUAGCUGAAAAUAAGACUGUAUCUUCGAGUUUAAUUGAAGUUGCUUCUUCAUCUGUUGUCUACCACUUUGUGAGAGUCUAUGCCUCUACCCGAAUAGUUCCUAUAUUAGGAGAUAUUUUAUAUGGAUCUAGAAUGAAUACAGUUUUAGGCAUGCCUGUUCGUUUACAUAUCCAACAUGCACAAGCACAAGAUAUGCAGCCUUUACCCAAGAAAAUGUCUGAAGCUUUGGAUUUACCUAAAGGAUUGCACGGGCACACCAUGAUGCCUACUAUGCUCCAUUUCCGAAGUAUUUUGCUACCAACCUUUGCAGGUAAAGAAGAUGUUAUUAUAACUGCUCCACCCCCAAUACAUUUUCAAUGGACUGCAGAGCAGUUAAAUUUGUUAAAUAAUUGUAAAUAAAUAUAUUUUUUAAAAGUA